GAUGGGUGUCGCCGGUCGCAUUUUCACAAGGAGAACUGAAGAAGGCAAAAGUUGCUCGCUCCAUCACCGAUUCACCUCGCUAGUGAGUGGUGACGCUACACGCUUAGAGAUAAAAAAGUUUAGUUCUUGUUGGGGAGGAGACGAGAGAGCUUGAAAUGAAAUGAUAUUGUUACAGUGCGCUUCUGUUUAUCUUACACGACCCAAAUUUAGCAUAGAAUCUAGGAAACUGCCAGAUUUCUUUCUAUCUCCAAAUUCUUUCCUCCGUUCCUCCAUAUUCAAAUCUAAGCCAAGCUCGAAAGCUUCUUUCAAGCGUUCUUGCACGCAAAAUGAAGACGCCCACGAAGCCUCUAUUCAGGGGUUCUCGGUGCUGGCAGGAGAUAUUCCUUGGGAUAGAGGGAGUAUAUGGAGCACCAUGGCCUUUUACAUGUUCUGUCUGCAUAUUCCUUUGAGUUUCGGAGGCUUGUCUGUGGUUGCUGCGAUAUUGCAUGAACCUCUUCUUGAUCCACAGACUGAGGCAAUAUCACUUCUUAUAGCUCAAAUUCUAGAGCUCAUUGCAACUCUGUUGCUUCUACAGUGGACUGCUAAGCCUAGAUACAAGUUUUUGAACUUAUUUAGAGCCAACAAAUUAUCAAGAGAGCGGAACUGGUUGUUGGCAUCAGUACUAGGAUUUGGGUUUCUAUUUCUGUUGGUGUUUCUUACAUCAAUCCUAGCUGACAGAUUGAUUGGACCCAAGGCUGUUAACAACCCCAUAGUGAAGGAGAUCCUCCUGAGCAGUGACAUCUCAAAAGCAGCUUGUGUAGCUGUUUACUGUAUUGUGACACCUCUUUUGGAAGAAACUGUUUAUAGAGGUUUUCUUUUGACAUCAAUUUCAUCAACAAUGAAAUGGCAGAAAGCAGUCUUCGUAAGUUCAGUCAUCUUUAGCGCUGCACACUUCUCUGGUGAGAACUUUUUACAGUUGUCCAUCAUUGGGUGCGUCCUUGGAUGCUCUUAUUGCUGGACUGGAAACUUAAGUUCCUCCAUUGUCAUACAUUCUCUGUACAAUGCCUUGACCCUCAUGUUAACGUUGUUGUCAUGAUUAUAAAAUUUAAUCCAUUUUGGUAA
This is a messenger RNA of Juglans regia (Persian walnut), 1101 nucleotides long. RefSeq lists its product as uncharacterized. The record is from RefSeq and is a predicted model, not a curated record. Lineage: Eukaryota; Viridiplantae; Streptophyta; Magnoliopsida; Fagales; Juglandaceae. The transcript is spliced from 4 exons. Bases 161 to 1075 code for a protein of 304 amino acids. Gene Ontology annotation, cellular component: membrane. Gene Ontology annotation, biological process: CAAX-box protein processing. Gene Ontology annotation, molecular function: metalloendopeptidase activity.